AAGCGAGAAUAUGAUACUUCCUCGUGGAACACCAUACCAUACGGUCGGUUGGACGAGCUCAGGAGCGAACCGGUGGCGCGAGACUCCCACUAGGAGAUCCCCCAGAUCUGUGAUCUCUCUCGCGCGCGCGUCAAUGGCAUCGGUGGACGCCGGCGACGUGCAGGCGGCGCUGGCGCCGGUGAGCAGGGCCACUGUCUCGCACGUCAUCUUCGACAUGGACGGCCUCCUCCUGGAUACGGAGGGAUUCUACACGGAAGUGCAGCAGAAGUUCCUGGCGAGGUACGGCAAGGUGUUCGACUGGUCAGUCAGGGCCAGGAUGAUGGGCAAGAAGGCCGCCGAGGCGGCGCGCAUCUUCGUCGACGAGUACGGCCUCGCCGGCCUGCUCACUCCGGAGCAGUUCCUCGAGCAGCGCGAGAGCAUGCUGCAGGAGCUCUUCCCCUCCUGCGCCAUCAUGCCCGGGGCACUACGCUUGAUUCAUCAUUUCCAUGCAAACAAGAUACCUAUCUGUGUUGCAACAGGAUCCCAUAAAUGUCAUUUUGGACUGAAGACACAGAACCACCAGGAAAUGUUUGCCCUGAUGCAUCAUGUUGUCAUGGGGGAUGAUCCAGAGGUUAAGGCCGGCAAGCCAUCUCCUGACAUUUUCCUUGCUGCCAUGAGGAGGUUUGAGGGCAAUGAGGAAACCAGUAACUGCUUGGUCUUUGAAGAUGCACCAUCAGGUGUAGCAGCAGCUAAGAAUGCAGGAAUGCAUGUGGUGAUGGUCCCAGAUCCGAAGCUGGAUGUUUCAUAUCACAAAGAAGCCGACCAAGUUCUCGGUUCCCUGUUGGAUUUCGAACCGACCGAAUGGGGCUUGCCACCUUUUAAAGAGGAGUGAAAAUUAGUUUGAUGACUGUGAGGUUCGAGAGUGAGUAACCAAAACUUUGCAAGGUGAUUUACCUAUACAAAUAGUACUAUGUACGAGAUAAUAGAACUCUCGUAGCUCUCCUUGUUUGCACGGUGGACACCGAAGCUUAGCACUUUGGCUGAGUUCCUACAGUCCUGUAACAAUAAGAACAACGGUAUAGACACUACUGGCUAUAUGUGUAUCACCUGAUGCAGAAGCCGGGGGUUAUCCUCCUUUUCAAGAAAAAAAUACAUUGAAAAACUGCA
This is a messenger RNA of Triticum aestivum (bread wheat), 1146 nucleotides long. RefSeq names its product (DL)-glycerol-3-phosphatase 2. Bases 11 to 871 code for a protein of 286 amino acids. Gene Ontology annotation, molecular function: sn-glycerol 3-phosphatase activity. Gene Ontology annotation, biological process: glycerol biosynthetic process. Lineage: Eukaryota; Viridiplantae; Streptophyta; Magnoliopsida; Poales; Poaceae. The transcript is spliced from 6 exons. The record is from RefSeq and is a predicted model, not a curated record.